CCCGAGGCGAGCAGCCACCGUUAGCAGCAGUAAGAGAAGCAAGCAAGCAUGGACAAGGUGCUCGAGUACAAGGAGAAGAUCUCGGCCAAGCUCGAGCGCUACGAGAAGAUCGUGGAGCUGGAGAAGCAGACGGGCGUGGACAAGUUCUACAUCUUCUGCGUGGGCGCGCUGCUGGCGGGCAUCCUGCUGUUCGUGGUGGGCGGCGAGGAGCUCGUGGUGGGCCUCGUGGGCUUCAUCUACCCGGCCUACAUGUCGUUCAAGGCCAUCAACACGCCCGGCACGGGCGACGACACCCAGUGGCUCACCUACUGGGUCGUCUACGCCUUCUUCAACCUCACCGAGUCCAUCACGGACCUCGUGCUCUCGUGGAUCCCCUUCUACUUCUUCUUUAAGAUUGCCUUCCUGGUCUGGAGCUACCACCCGAGCACCCAGGGUUCUACUAUCAUCUACAACUCGCUGAUCAAGCCGUACGUGGCCCCCCACGUGGGCCAGAUCGACGCGGCGCUCAAGCGCGGCGAGGACGCUGCCAAGAAGGUGGCCGACAAGAUCCAGGAGAAGACCCAGUAAGCCGGCGGCGUUGCCGAUUGGUGGUGGUGGCGGUGCUUUGAAGUGAAGAUCCCAGUCGGUCUAGCCGCAAGCUUCCCAAUGGAUGACGACAGAGCCCCCUCCCAGCUAGUAGUGACGUGGCAAGUGCUCGCCCUGCUCCAUCUGGCAGCAGCGGACAGGUCAGCAGCCUGAUCUAUCGCGUCUGCUCCGCCGCCGGAGCGGCGAGCACCCCGCGAGCAAGGUCUUUGUAUUUUCCGUGACCGGAUAAUCCAUUUCGUACAUGGCGAAGAAUACACCAUUCUACUCUGUGCACGGCCUCGCACCACCGCAACGCAAUGCAGACCCAUCCUCGGCAUCGCAUGCAGCCUAAAUAUCACACGGUCCCAGCUGGACAAAAGAU
Messenger RNA from Phytophthora sojae, 946 nucleotides. RefSeq lists its product as hypothetical. The coding region runs from base 49 to 567 and encodes 172 amino acids. Lineage: Eukaryota; Oomycota; Peronosporomycetes; Peronosporales; Peronosporaceae. The transcript has 2 exons. The record is from RefSeq and is a predicted model, not a curated record.